AUGGGGGGGCUCAACUUGGAAGUGUUCAAGUUCGGCGUGUACGUCAUGUUCCCGAUUGGCAUCAUGUACUACUUUGGAACCAACCUCGACAACCGCUUCGCCGUGCGCAACUUCUGGCCCCGACCCGAGGAGUGCAACAAGGUGCCCCGCGACAGGGACGAGGUCAAGGCCGAGUACAAGCGCAUCGUCGCGCGACAGCAGCAGCGCCGGGCACAGCAACUCGAGGACCAGUCGCAGCAGACCAAGUGA
Hirsutella rhossiliensis is the source of this 249-nucleotide messenger RNA. RefSeq lists its product as uncharacterized. Lineage: Eukaryota; Fungi; Ascomycota; Sordariomycetes; Hypocreales; Ophiocordycipitaceae. Gene Ontology annotation, cellular component: mitochondrial inner membrane; mitochondrion. Bases 1 to 249 code for a protein of 82 amino acids. The record is from RefSeq and is a predicted model, not a curated record. The transcript is spliced from 2 exons. Gene Ontology annotation, biological process: mitochondrial respiratory chain complex IV assembly.